Molecule: messenger RNA, 835 nt
Organism: Cuscuta europaea
Lineage: Eukaryota; Viridiplantae; Streptophyta; Magnoliopsida; Solanales; Convolvulaceae
Source: the annotation of a GenBank genome assembly
UCAACCACCGGAAGUAAAGGAAAGAGACUGUGUAACGUAUUCGCACGCUCAAUGAGCUGCGUUUAUCACUGGCUAACAACAUGGAAACAGCAAUAAUCCUUACCAUGUUAAACGUCCAGCUGUGAACGAAAACGGUAGGAAGAUACGCUAUGCUAUAACCAUUCCACUCGUAUAUAUAUAAUGCAUGGGAGCCACGACCUGCGUACACACCAUGAAAGAGAGAAAUGAAAAGAGAGUAAGUGAGAGAGAGAUUAGAGAGGAAGAGAGGGCGUCGUUUUCGGAUAUAAAAAAAUACACCUAUUAUCAAGUCGGGAUUGCCAGGCCGUUUUCUCGCCGGAGAAGAGGAAACGCCGGACUGUUUGAUGACAAGGCUAAAUCAUCGCUGCCGGAUCGAGUUGCGGCCGCCAAACGUUGCUGUCGUGACGCCGUUUCGAUAGGGAGAAUUGGAGGAAGACCGCCUGGACUGGUGAAGCUCUCCGUUGGUUAUCCUUUUUUCGUCGGUGGUUCUAACUCGGGAAGCAACAUAACCGUGAUUAUUUAGAGACCGGAGUAGAAGAAGAGAAUUAGGAGCACCCGGACUAGAGGUGAGGAUGAUUUUGUCGAUUGAUGAUUGCUUGCAUGGCCCGAGAGCGAAUUAGUAGUCGCCUUAGUUAUACUAGUCAUGAAAUAAACAUUUACUUUACAAACACUUUAUUUUUAUUAAAUUAGUUGUUAUGUUUUAGUUGCCUGUGCAUCCGGUUGAGAGAUGACCGGAUGUGGCGGUAACACCCAUUUCCUAUUUUAGACUUUCGCUGUAUUUCUUUAACUCUUUGAUGAAUGAAUAAAGUAUUUCUUU